AUGAAUCCAGGGGAUAUCACUUGAUCGUGUCCAAUAAACAUAGGGCCACUGUCGGGACAACAUCAAGUCUGUGGUCCUUAAGACAAACUUAACUCAGAUGCCAGUGACUUUCAUUGUCAGUCAGCAACAUUUGAAUAUUUACAUGUACAGCGGUGAGACUGGUAAGAUGUGUAGUAAGGUGAAGGUUACUGUCAGAACAAGGGCAAGGUUGUGGUCAUUAAAACAUUGAUAUGCUUGGGUUUCAUUUUCAGUUCAGAUAAGGACCGUUGUCUUAAGUGGUCAUGACCACUUCUGUUGAGCAGUUUGACCAGGAACCUGAAGGUCACGUGACCUUUUUUGAAGGAUUCUGAAGGCAACAUUGACAUGGCCAGUUCAGAUGAGGAAUAUCUCGCUGCAGAGGAGGACUCUGGCAACAGCGUGGUCAGUUCAGACGAGGAACCUGGAGGUCACCUGGUAAUGGCAGGUUCAGCCGGGCGCGAGGAUGACCUUGACCCAGUGAGCCAGCCACCUGUCACCAGACUAGGUUCAGGUGACCAUCCUCCAGGGGCCUCCCAGGUGGCCAACACUCUGAACAUCAUCACUGGACAAGCCGGACAAGGAACACUCGGGAGAGAUACUCUGGAUUUACGCACAAACGAAGCGAGGAAGAUGUUUAUUCCAACUGAAGCCUACAAAGAAGUGAAACAAAAACUGAAGACAUUUGGUCAUGUGACCAUCUGCGGGGCUUCAGGAGAGGGCAAGACAACGAUGGCUCUGGUGUUGGGUUCACAGUAUGGACCCAAGGGCUACGCGGUCGUGUUUGUGGACAACCUGGAGAAGUUUGACCUAGACCUCUGUCUUAGUAGACACCCCAGAGUAUUUCUCAUAGUAGAUGACAUGUUUGGUACUGUUGGAUUAUCUGCAAAUACUUCACAGGUGAAAUCCUUUCUAAACAACCUUCUCCUCCAUUUAGAACACAAGCAGACAGCAGAGGAACUGCAGUCAGAAGAAGAUGACGGAGAUAAAUCCAGAAAGAAAGUGCAGGGCCAAAGAGAAAGUCAAGCAAAGGAUGUUCGUGUUAUCUUCACGUCGAAGUCAUACAACUUCCAUGAUGGACUUGCAAAACUGCAGUACAACAGUUUCAAACUGUUCAAGAGUCAAACAGUAAUGGAUUUAACUAAGCAAGAUAAAUACUGGCUUUCUGACACCGAGAAAAGGACAAUAUUUGAACGACAUAGGAAUGCUCUUGGUGACUGUUCCAUGCAACAUAUACCUGAUUACAGUGAGCUGGAAAUCAAUUCAAAUAUCUUUGGAUUCCCUCUUAUUUGUAAACUUUGUUUUGAAUUGUCAUCAUUCUUCAAAAAUGCAAAAUUAUUUUUCAAGGAACCACUGUUUUAUCUUAGGUUAGAACUAAAGCAUUUACUUGAAGAGAGAAACGAUCGAUCAGCCAUUUUGGCUCUGAUGCUACUGUGUGAAAACAAAUUGGACCUGACCAAGUUAGACAGUGGAGGCGAGGACAGGGAAAUGGACAGCCUGGUCAAAACUGUUUUACAGCUGAUGGCUGAUGCUACACGUGCAGGCAUGUACAAAGCAGCUAAAAGUUUGAGAGGAACAUUCUUCACAAGAGGAGACACUGUUGGCUUUGCUCAUUCUUCAAUCUAUGAUGCUUGCGCCUGUGCCUUGUACAACAUCAGUCCAAUCUUUGUUUUGAAGCACUGCAGAGAUGCCUUUCUGUUUGAAAGACUACAAGGUGAUAAGGUUGAUGAAACGAAAGUUGACGAUCAUCUCCAUUUGAUAUAUGUCUCAGAGAAUUAUGAUGACCUCAUUACCACAAGGUUUGCACAGUCAAUUAAACAAGGACAGUUUUCUAAAUCAGUGACACAUCCAAUUCUCAAACAAGACAGAACAGUUUCUAUUUUGCUCAGCAAACUUCAGUGUGACGGGACAAAACAUCUCCAUCAGGAUUCUAUGGAGGAACCGUGGCUUCACAGGAAAGACAAAGGAAAAUAUUUUCUGUACUGGGCAGCUCUUGGACAUAAUGCACAUCUAGUCACAGAUAUAGAACACACAACUGGAGAAGAGUUCACUCAAGGAGAGAUCAGUGAGGCAAUGGAAGGAUGUGCACAAAGCAACAAUGUGACAGUAUUGAAAUGGUUGUUCACGAGGAGUGAAAGACCUGACUAUCUAUUGACACUGAACAGACUUUUGCUGGUAGCAGCUGAAUAUGGCAGCUCGGACACACUUGUAUGUCUACUGCAGGAAGGCGCUGAUAUUAACACAAGUGACAAGUACAUGCAAAAUGUCUUUCACCUGGUCUGCAAGUCAGGAAUGGAAAAAUCCCUCAAAGUCUUGUUAAACUUGAAACCUGGGAAUAAUGUUAUAAACUCUAUUGAUGUGAAUGGCAGAACCCCUGUCAUGGUUGCAGCACACACAGGAUCAGAGGAAUGUUUACAGUUACUGAGCAAAGUAUCACAAAUGGAUGUGAUAGACAAGUAUAGAAAUGAAAUUAUUCACCUUGCCUGUCAGGGUGGGAACACAGCUAUAGUACAACAUCUCCUGUCACCUUCUAACAUCAACAGUAGAGGGAGUCAUGGAUUCACACCAGCAAUGGUUGCAGCUUUCAAGGGACAUCAAAGUGUGUUUGACCUCCUUGAGGCAAACCAAGCUGACCUCACACUGGUUGAUACAUCUGAUGAUAGUUUACUUCAUCUUGCCUGUCAGGGUGGGAACACAGCUAUAGUACAACAUCUCCUGUCUCCUUCUAACAUCAACAGUAUAGGCAGACAUGGAUUGACACCAGCAAUGAAGGCAGCUGUCUGUGGACAUGAAAGUGUGUUUGACCUCCUUGUGUCAAACCAAGCUGACCUCACACUGGUGGAUACAUCCGGUGAUAGUUUACUUCUUCUUGCCUGUCAGGGUGGGAACACAGCUAUAGUACAACAUGUCCUGUCUCCUUCUAACAUCAACAACAGAGGGGAGCUUCGAAGGACUCCGUUGAUGAAGGCAGCUGUCUAUGGGAAUCAAAGUGUGUUUGACCUCCUUGUGGCAAACCAAGCUGACCUCACACUGGUGGAUACAUUUGGUGAUAGUUUACUUCAUCUUGCCUGUCAGGGUGGGAACACAGCUAUAGUACAACAUCUCCUGUCUCCUAACAUCAACAGUAUAGGCAGACAUGGAUGGACACCAGCGAUGUUUGCAGCUGUCUGUGCACACCAAAGUGUGUUUGACCUCCUUGUGUCAAACCAAGCUGACCUGACACUGGUGGAUACAUUUGGUGAUAGUUUACUUCAUCUUGCCUGUCAGGGUGGGAACACAGCUAUAGUACAACAUCUCCUGUCUCCUUCUAACAUCAACAGUAGAGGCAGACAUGGAUGGACACCAGCGAUGUUUGCAGCUGUCAGUGGACAUCAAAAUGUGUUUGGCCUCCUUGUGGCAAACCAAGCUGACCUCACACUGGUUGAUACAUCUGGUGAUAGUUUACUUCAUCUUGCCUGUCAGGGUGGAAACACAGCUAUAGUACAACAUCUCCUGUCUCCUUCUAACAUCAACAGUAGAGGCAGACAUGGAUUGACACCAGCAAUGAAGGCAGCUAUGCAUGGACAUGAAAGUGUGUUUGACCUCCUUGUGUCAAACCAAGCUGACCUCACACCGGUGGAUACAUCCGGUGAUAGUUUACUUCAUCUUGCCUGUCAGGGUGGAAACACAGCUAUAGUACAACAUGUCCUGUCUCCUUCUAACAUCAACAACAGAGGGGAGCUUGGAUGGACUCCAUUGAUGAGGGCAGCUGUCAGUGGGCAUCAAAGUGUGUUUGACCUCCUUGUGGCAAACCAAGCUGACCUCACACUGGUGGAUACAUUUGGGGAUAGUUUACUUCAUCUUGCCUGUCAGGGUGGAAACACAGCAAUAGUACAACAUGUCCUGUCUCCUUCUAACAUCAACAGUAGAGGCAGACACAGAUGGACACCAGCUAUGAGGGCAGCUGUCAGUGGACAUCAAAGUGUGUUUGACCUCCUUGUGGCAAACCAAGCUGACCUCACACUGGUGGAUACAUUUGGUGAUAGUUUACUUCAUCUUGCCUGUCAGGGUGGGAACACAGCUAUAGUUCAACAUGUCCUGCCUCCGUCUAACAUCAACAGUAGAGGCAGACAUGGAUGGACACCAGCGAUGUUUGCAGCUGUCAGUGGGCAUCAAAGUGUGUUUGACCUCCUUGUGGCAAACCAAGCUGACCUCACACUGGUGUCUACAUCUGGUGAUAGUUUACUUCAUCUUGCCUGUCAGGGUGGGAACACCGCUUUUGUACAACAUCUCCUGUCUCCUUCUAACAUCAACAGCAGAGGCAGACAUGGAUGGACACCAGCGAUGGUUGCAGCUGUCCAUGGGCAUCAAAGUGUGUUUGACCUCCUUGUGUCAAACCAAGCUGACCUCACACUGACGGCUACAUUUGGUGAUAGUUUACUUCAUCUUGCCUGUGAGGGGGGAAACACAGCUAUAGUACAACAUCUUCUGUCUCCUUCUAACAUGAACAGUAGAGGGAUGCAUGGAUGCACACCUGUGAUGAAAGCUGUAUUCCAUGGACAUAAAGAUGUGGUGGACCUCCUUGUGCAGCACAAAGCUGACCUCACACUUCUAACAGACAGUAAUGAGGACAUUGAAUGUGUAGCUCAGAGGGGAGGACAUCCUACACUAGCCAAGUAUCUACAAACUGUUGAACAGCCAACUGAUUAAACUGUCUCCUGAAACACCACAGAGGACUGUUCUUUCCAAAGUAUACAUGCACUUUCAAGCGAGGACACAUAUUGUUUUAUGUACAGUCAAUAUUCUAGAUGUCAAUCAAUAACAGAUGAGCACUGGGCUCCUUUCUGUGGUCCAAAGUAUUCUGCGUAACAUAUGUGAAACCGGGUAACUA
Molecule: messenger RNA, 4885 nt
Organism: Haliotis rufescens (red abalone)
Lineage: Eukaryota; Metazoa; Mollusca; Gastropoda; Lepetellida; Haliotidae
Product: serine/threonine-protein phosphatase 6 regulatory ankyrin repeat subunit A-like
Exons: 3
Coding region: 364-4704 (1446 amino acids)
Molecular function (GO): protein binding
Source: RefSeq, a predicted model, not a curated record